Messenger RNA from Penicillium canescens, 657 nucleotides. Its product is annotated as GPALPP motifs-containing protein 1. The record is from RefSeq and is a predicted model, not a curated record. The coding region runs from base 1 to 657 and encodes 218 amino acids. Lineage: Eukaryota; Fungi; Ascomycota; Eurotiomycetes; Eurotiales; Aspergillaceae. The transcript has 2 exons.
AUGGCCGACAAGCGCAAAUUCGACGACGAUCACUCUGUGUCUAAAAGGAGAGUCAUUGGGCCUUCACUUCCGACCAGUACCAGUGACAGUGAUAGUGACAGCGACGAUGAUUUUGGUCCAACUUUACCUCCUCCUUCUGGCGCAACACCUAUCCCAGUACCUGAGGCUCCCAAGGUAGUCGAGGCAAAAGAAAGUCAGCGCGAUCAAUGGAUGCUACAGCCUCCUGCCCAAUCCGACUGGGCUACCAAAAUUGAUCCCACACAACUACGGAAUCGCAAAUUCAAUUCAGGCAAGUCAGCCACGGCGCCAAAGAAGAUGGAUGCUUCGUGGGUGGAGACCCCGGAGGAGCGAAUGAAGCGGUUACAGGAUGCAGUCAUGGGCGUCGGUGCCUCAGGUCAGAAUGAAAAGCAGACCGCUGCCUCAGAUACAAAAUUGAUGGAAGACAAAAUCAAGAAGUACAGGGAAAUGACUGGCAAAGGUAGUCGCCUAGAAAGCUCCGAGGAUCAAAAGGAAGAAGACGAUGAUCCAAGUGCUCGGGCUUUUGACCGAGAGAAGGACAUGGCAAUAUCUUCUAGGAUAUCGAAUGCGCAGCGCCGGGAAAUGGUGAAGAAGGCUGGAGAUUACACAUCACGGUUCUCUAAAGGUAAUUUUCUAUAG